This is a messenger RNA of Mytilus californianus (California mussel), 5046 nucleotides long. RefSeq names its product potassium voltage-gated channel protein Shaker-like. Lineage: Eukaryota; Metazoa; Mollusca; Bivalvia; Mytilida; Mytilidae. The record is from RefSeq and is a predicted model, not a curated record. Gene Ontology annotation, biological process: potassium ion transmembrane transport; protein homooligomerization. The transcript has a single exon. Gene Ontology annotation, cellular component: membrane; voltage-gated potassium channel complex. Bases 808 to 2157 code for a protein of 449 amino acids. Gene Ontology annotation, molecular function: protein binding; delayed rectifier potassium channel activity.
GUUGUCUUUAUAUAGUCUCAACAAGAAUGAUUUUUAUCACAUCAUCUCAACUUCUCAUUUCAUGUAUGAUCAGUUCAUAUUUCCAUGGUGUAGUAUGUUACAACUCAGUGAUUGUAAAUGACUUAAACCUAGUCAGAUCGUCAAUUAAUUAUUAAUUACCAUCAACUAAACAGUUCAAUGUUAGUCAAUGAAACUGUGGACUAAUGCCUAAUUACUUGCCGAAAACAUGUGCAAUAAAUGGAAAGGAAAUUCAUCAAUGUAUUUCAUGGAUAAUGUAUAAGUGGUUCCAAAACUAAGUGUUCAAUAUCUUAUGGACUGUCAGAUUAUAUUUACAAAGAAACCUUGGCAGGUAAUUGUUCUGUACUUAAUAUUCUGUUGUAAUGAAUAUUUAACGAUGAACAAUGACUAAAAUACGUUGUUUAUUAUGAAUCGAGGUGCGUUAAUAUUUUAUGGGAAACUAAUUCCAAAGGAAAGCUUGGAAUCCAAAGUACUCCCAUGAUAUGUUGUAUCUUGUGUGUAACGAUGAUGAAAUCGAUCUUACUAGUUUCAGUUCAUUUCUCCAUCGGAUAGCAUUGGAAACUUUUUUUUAUUUUGCUUAAUACACGUACCUGUACUAUUUCACGAUAAAUUAAGAUAGAUAAUGGAAGCUUGUUUUUUCCAAAUCUCGGUAAAGAUUUCGAAUAGAUAAUGUUAUUAGAAAAUUGCCGCUGAUAAAAUUAUGUAGAUUAGGACUUUGUUGUGAUUUAGGAUAAUGGAUUAAGGAGUGAAAAUAUAUCCAUCAUCAGGCAAGGUUUAUUAAUUAAAAAUAUGGCGGUUGUUUCGUUAAUGAACCAAUCAAGGUAUAGGCGUCCAGUAAGUCGACCUGACCGGAUGAAUGAUAUUGAAGGAGACCUUUGGUUGUUCCAGUCUCAAGAUUCGGCAAAAGGAGCACCACAUGCGUCAUUAGAUGAGGACGAUAACGAAUCAGAAAUAUUAGUGUAUUUACAAACAUGUUGUGGCGACAGAACCGAUCAACCGCAUCUUUGCAAACUACAGACUUGUGAGAGAAUUACGAUAAACGUUAGCGGUAUGUAUUAUGAAAUUUGGGCUUCCGUUCUGAAUAGACACCCGACUACUUUAUUGGGUAGUCCAAGAAAACGAUUAAAAUUCUUUGACAAGAGACGAAAUGAGUACUUCUUUGACAGACAUAGACCAACUUUCGAAUCAAUUUUCAACUAUUAUCAAUAUGGUGGGAAAAUAAUGAGGCCAGAUCCUGUUCCAGAUGAUAUAUUCUUACGUGAACUCGAUUUUUAUGAAAUUGAAAGAGAAGCAAUUGAUGAGUACAAAACGGAAGAAGGUUAUACCACUGAGAAGACUAUACUUCCUACUCGCAUGUGGCAAAGAAAACUAUGGAUGUUGAUGGAAUAUCCGGAAACAAGUAUUUCUGCUUAUGUGAUAGCUCUUGUCUCUGUUUUUAUUACAAUGUUUGCCAUUGUUUUAUUUUGCAUUGAAACACUACCAAGUCUUUCGGAAAAUGAGUGCAAAGACGGAAAACCCAAUUAUGUUGAACCGUUUUUCAUUUUGGAAACUAUUUGUAACAUCUGGUUCACUUGGGAAGUCUUCCUCAGACUUAUUUCUUGCCCCAAUAGGAUUACGUAUUUCAAAGACUUUAAAAACAUUGUAGAUAUUGCUGCGAUUGUACCGUAUUAUGUUCAGUUAGGAAAUAUGAUAUCAACCGAAAAUUGCGUUAAUGGUGAAACUUCUGGAGCAUCGCUUGCCUUUUUGAGAGUGUUCCGAUUAAUACGGAUAUUUAAAUUAACUAAACAUUCUGCUGGCUUGCAAGUUUUAAUUUUAACAUUCAAAGCCAGCAUCAAAGGUCUUUUGUUGUUUCUUAUAGCAAUGUUUGUGUGUAUACUGUUGUUUUCAAGUGCAAUAUUCUAUGCAGAACAUGGAUUAAAGGAUUCUCAAAUACACAGCAUUCCAGAUGGUUUUUGGUGGGCAGUAAUAACAAUGUGUACCGUUGGAUAUGGUGACAAAGUGCCCGUGGGGCCUCUUGGAAAGGUAAUCGGCAGUAUUUGUGCGAUCACCGGUGUCUUGACGUUGGCCAUACCAGUUCCAAUUAUCACUGAAAAUUUUAACAAAUUCUAUGCACAUAAAACUGGCAGGGGUCGUAUAUAGUGAAUGUUUUAUCAUAAGGUAGUUACUUAAAAUUUCACUUACAUUCUCGUUUUAAAAUUUUAAAGUUUGGUUUGAAAGACUUGGAUAGUUGAUUAGUUGUACAAACACAUUACUUUAUAUACUGCAGCACUAGUAACUUUUAUAUAUAUAUCCUGGGCUUUACCUCCAGUUGCAAUCUAAUCUUAUAGUUGAAAUCCUAAACAUUUCCUAGUGAUGAACUUUAUACUUUACACUUAAAGUUUUGAUUAAGAUUUAUGCACGUCAGCCAUGGUCCACUAUUCAAAAUUUCAAAUGAAGGUUGCAUUCUGAUUUCGUCCUAUUGUCUUAGUGUGUUUAUUUUUCAAUCAGAAUUGUGUAUUAUCUUUUCACUAUUUUUAAUGGUUAUUGUAUACCUUUAAACUAAAAUGCAUUUCAACAUACAUACUAUAUAUACACACGUUAGUAAUAUAUUUCCAUACAUUAUCAUUUAAUUAAUACAUGAUAUUUUCUUAUUUUCACUAGAUUAAUAUGGUAUUUUCAAAUCUUUCAAAUUUUUAUUAUCCAAGAUUUAUUGUACCUGUGAGUUCAUUAAGAUAAAUCCAUAUUCCAUUGUUUUAGGGCGUUACAAAUGAUGUUACUAAUAAGUCAUUGAAAUCAAAACUGUGGUUUAUGUAGAGUUUAGUCUUCAGAUCUAUUUCACUUUUUAGCUUUCAUCUUUCAUUUAUAUUCAUGCACUUUUGACACAAUAUUGCAUUUAGAUAAUUUACGCGUUUUAUAUAAAUGAAAAUGUACAUUCAACGAAAGAAUCCAUAAUUUCUUCUCACUAGAUAUAGAGGGUUUUAACAAUUAAUGGUAGUUUUUCAAUUGUAUCAAUUAAACGACCAACGUUUCCUUAAAAUAUUCGAAACAAAAUGACACAUGUGUAGUGUAGGUGAUUUACGGCUCCAACCUUUUUUUGUUUUGCCUUUACCAUUAGUAUAAAACCUUAGUUUCCAGAAUCUUCACUUACAUGUUUAACGUUUUCAAAACUUGGAAGAGUUUAGAGAAGGCCACCAUGCACCAUUUUAUUUUGUUGUUGUUGCUAAAUCCCACUUUAACUUUCACAAGAAUGCUUUCUUGACAUGGACAUAAUUAUUUUACCAUAUUUCUUAACUGGUAGCAUUUAUGUGAUUUUAAAUUAAUAAGGUUGUGUAUAAAUUUUCGUUUUUAAGCAGAAAAUUUUAUACGUUUAUACCUUCAUUAAAAAGUUGUUCCAAUUGCAGGAGGCUUUAAUGAGAGAUACGCAAUGCAACAAUUAAUGAACUACCAUUCAUAUUGUCCGUAACUGAAAGGUGUUUUUCGAGCUCGAAGGAACAUUUUUCAAUUAAUAACGUAUCUUCUAAACGUUGGAAAGUAUAUAACAAUACAAACUGAUCUGAAAAAUAAUGAACUUUCAAUGUGGUAUAUUGUCGAAGAUAGUUAUAACUUAGAAGUUUUGAAAAGCAAUCUUAAAACUCAAAUAAUUUUAAAACAAGAACAGAUUAAUGCUUAAUAAACCAUUGUCCUUAUUUCUACAUUGGCGAGACUCAUUAGCGAUACUGACAUGUUAAAUCCUGUAGUCCCUUUCUAUAUUCCCGCACAGUGGUGCGACGGAGCAGACAUGUUGUUAGCUUUUCCUUUAAGAAAAUCAGCAGAAUAUUGAUUUAAAGUAAUUGUACAUCUUUGCUUACUUUCUUUGUUUAUAUGUAAUUUAUCGAAUAAUUUUUUUAUGUCAUGUUUGGAUUGUAUAAAUGAUAUUAUUUACUUCUCAGACUGCGUUUUCUUCAAAAUUAAAUUUAUUUAACUUAUUUGAUGAAUUAGACAAGAAAUGGCAGUCACUUGAGAAUUUUAUUAUUUGCGUCAGAAUUUUCCGAGUGGAAAAGCGAAAACUCAACCGUUCCUAGAAUUUAAAUUGGAAAUUAAUAUGAAAUUUUAAAGCUUUGGCUUUGCCCAGAAACAAGAAUGGAUCAAUUUCAUAAAUUUAUUAUGACAUACCCGAUUAUUGAGCUGGUUCAUAUUGUUGUAACAAAAUCAAUAAGUCUUUAUUAUCUUGUUUCAUUUAAAAUAUAUACAAAAAAAAUAUUUCCUAUCGUCUAUCCACUGGGAGUUGGUUAAACGGAAUUAUUCUAUAAAUUGGCAGGAAAAUAUAAAGAUAAUAAAAGUAUCUUUUCAGAAAUAAAACAGUUUUCGAUAUUGACAGGAGAACCUGUCUUGGGCAUUGGCUUUCUAUAUAAAGCAGAGUUAAUCAAUAUAUUUUAUGUUCCCCAAAGGUAUAACACACAUAUAUUUUUAAUGAUAAUUUUCUAAUUUUCUACGCUUAUGGUUUUACAUCACUGUAAAAGUUCAAUGAUCUUUGUAAUCAUGUACAACGUAUAUUUGAAGCUUCUGAAAUGAUGUAUUGAACUCAUUUUGUACCUGUUUUUCGAAAAUUCGCAACGUUUUUGUUAAUAUUUUUUAACUUUUUGUUCUUUCUGACUGUUUUAUACUUUCCAACGUAAGUGUGUGCCCUCUGGUUGAGAUAAGUCUAACUUACUUUAUUACUGUAAUUCAAAAAUGUUUUGGAUAAAGAAAAAAAUCCUGCUUUGAAGCUUAAUGAUAUAGUAAGAUACAAUUUAUAGAGUUUUGAUAAUUCAAUAAUUCCUUAAGACGUUUUUAUGUCAGAAUAAAACAAAUCUUGUAACAUACGCAAGUGGUGUCUUCCAUUUUUCGGCGAUUCUGAAGCCGGAGUAAUGAUACAUCAAAUAUAUAUGGGAAUAUUUAAAGACCAAAAAGAAACAUAUGGUAAAAUAAGAGAAAUAGUCUUUUUGUGAUUAUUAUAUUUUUAGUUUAGUUUGUUUGAGAUAGUUUUUUUUAUGAUUAUUUAGUAAUGUUUGCCUCGUGAAGGCAUGUACA